AAGAAGAAGGUGCCGCCGGCGGCGGGAGGGAGGCAGGAGCGCGGAGCGGUGCAUCCCGCCGCCGAGGAGGCUCGGCCGGUGACAUCACCGCUGGAGCUGCCGAGAGAGUCGGGAAAUGGCUGCUGCGAGAAUGUUUUUUAGGGGACUUUUCCUAAAUCUUAAGGAUGAUAAACAGAGAAGACAAAAGAAAUGAAGAGAGAAGGUUAAAACAAAACCUCUCAUCUGAGAUUUGACCUCAGAAGGGAAAUCCUGGAGGUGAAGCCAUUGCAGAGAAGAAGUAAAAGAAGGAAGUGUCUGUGUGACAAGAAAGCCAUUUAACAAUGAAAAAAUUCACACUGUUUGAUUUUGUAAAUGAUAAUUCACUGCAAAUUGGAGAGACUUCAUGGAUCCAGGACCUUCCCUGUGAUGACAAUGAACUAGAAAGGCUUCUGAAACCUAAUGAGCACGUACUAGUAAACUGGCCAGUGGGAGAAAGAAAGACAGAAAAGCACCUGGUGAAAGUUGUGUACAUGAGUGAUGACCCCCAAGAGCUGGUGGAAAUGAUGCAAAAGAUAUUACGAGCAGAUGAAAUUACAAAAAUACAAGUCCUUGGAAAAGGCAAGAGGAAGAGGAUAGAAAUGAUAUUCUCAGAAAGUGAGGACAGUGACCUGGAUAAAGAAAAGGGGAAGAUGAUGAAACAUAUAAAAAGAAAGAAAUCAUUGCAGGCAUCUGCUCCUGCCAACAUCCUGAGUCAACUUGAAACAUCUUUAAUUAACAAACAGAGAGAACCAUAUUCAGGAAGCAACUUUCUAUAUAGUGAAAGUAGCAGUGAUGAUGAAGAGCCUUUAUUUCAACUCUCCAAGGUAGAACUAUGUGCCAAAAUUAAAAGUCUCAAGAGGAAGCUGACAGAUACCAUGAGAGAAAACUGCCGCCUAAGGCAGUCCCUGGUGAUGCUUCAAGUGUUGCCACAGGCAGUCACUCACUUUGAGGAACUGGUAGGGAUGGCUGAAGCGCUGCUCAAAGGGGGAGUGACAUCAGCCACGUCCAGUCUGCAUCCCCAUGCUGUUUGGAAGGCAUCUCACAAUCCAUUAGCAGACUCCUAUGCAGCUAUGCAUAGUAACUCCAGCUCACCAAUCACCCUGAAUGUGGAAGAUGAGGAGCAACAGACUGAAAAACAGUUCAAGAUCGAAAAGUGGCAGAUUGCACUUUGUAACAAGAGCAAACCUCAAAAAUUUAUAAAUGACUUGAUGCAAGCACUUUAUACACACGAAUACAUGGCUACACACAGCCUGACAGGUGCAAAGUCCUCCUCUUCAAAGGACAAAGCAGCAAAACCAGCUAUGAAUCAGAAUGAAGUUCAGGAAAUCAUAGGAAUCACAAAACAGUUGUUUCCAAACACAGAUGAUGCUUUAAUUAGGCGAAUGAUGGGACAAAAACUGAACAAUUGCACCAAGAAGCCAAUUUUAAGCAAAGACCUUAACUCAGGUGCUUUUCAGAAACAUAGUUUUUGUGGUUCAACAGCUGCUCCUCAGGGCAUCAUCUCUUCGGCUGUUCCUCCUUGCACACAAGACCAGCAGGAUGAUGAUUCACCAGCUGCUAAUGCACAACUUCAGCAAAGUGACAGCUGCCUGACUCCUCCACCUCCCGCCCCAGAAGGUCAGCAGGAGUGUCCCAAACCCACUUCUUCUAAGGUGGAGUCUCAACUCGCCAGCAGCUCACCAGCGCCCUCUCCCAGCCAGGGUUGUGGACAGAAUCUCAGGAAUUCAGACAAGGAAUAACAGGUGUUUCAUUCCAGCUCAUGUGCUCAACAGAGAUUAAGAAGCAGUAUGAAAUAAAAAAAGAAAUAAUACCUAAAUUGAACUAGAUAUAUGGUAGUGUCCAACAGUGGACAGAGAUAGAAGCCUGAGAACUUUUUUCUCAAACAAAUGAAAAUCCCAUAGAUUAGAAAAAAAUUGAAGGCAUAUUAAUAUAUUUGAAUUUAAGAUAUUAUAAGAUAUAUGCAUGUUAUGCAGUAAUUAAAACUUGUACUGAAGAAUACAAGUAGAGUGCCCCUUAGUUAGAAAAAAACAUUAUUUAAAGUACUACCAAAAGAAUAUAUAUGAGGAACCAUAAUUCCCCUUGCUUUCACCUUGACAGCUGAGGGAAAACUGCUUAACUGAUCAAAGAAAGUUAUUGCAUAUUAAUUCAAAAAAGAUACAGUGAUAUGGAGAGAAAAUAGAAAGAUCUCCUAGUGAAAUGAAGACUGUGGCCAGCACAGGAAUAGAAAGCACAGGGCCACAUGAGCAGGGAGGAAGAAAUAAAUAGCCAUCUAGGGCUGCUACUAACUUGGAAAACAAAAUAACUUUCUUAGGCCAAUGAAACUACAACUCUCAAGAUAUUCACAGGAAAAAGCAGUUAUUUUUUAACCUCUCAAGGUAGGAAAGGCAAUGGAAGAAGCCAUGUUCAUUUGUAGCUCAGGGAAGAGUCCUCCAGGAGAGCCUGUUUAGUUAUGGAAGCCAUUCUCUCACAGGGAUUCUGCUGCUGGUACUCUGCUGGUUUGGCAGCUCUUACUCCCUUCUUUUUCCCUGACCAUCAGGUCCAUAGGAUAAGGGUGCCUGGUGCCUUCAGUGGGGAAAUAGAGGACAUAUCAGCAGAAGCUUCUACUCCCUGUGUUUUGGUAUGCUACCCCUUGCUUAGAGAAAAGGUGGGCAGGCAGAAUAUUCCUCAUGGGAUGAGGACCAGGAAAAUUCCAGUAUCUGGGCAGUUCCCCUUGGGGUCUGACACCACUUCUUCCAGGAAGCAGCUAGCAGUCACACAAACCCUAUAACAGCCUUAGGAGAAGGAGUGGAAAGGUUCCCCAGGGCAGUGGUCACAGCACCAAACCUGGCAGAGUUCAGGAUGUGUUUGGACAAUGCUCUCAGGCACAUGGUGACUCUUGGGGUGUCCUGCACAUCCGAAGGGCCAGG
Messenger RNA from Melozone crissalis (California towhee), 2924 nucleotides. It is a transcript of the gene BEND6, whose product is annotated as BEN domain containing 6. The transcript has 10 exons. Gene Ontology annotation, cellular component: nucleus. The record is from RefSeq and is a predicted model, not a curated record. Bases 321 to 1757 code for a protein of 478 amino acids. Gene Ontology annotation, molecular function: DNA binding; transcription corepressor activity. NCBI's taxonomy places the organism in Eukaryota, Metazoa, Chordata, Aves, Passeriformes, Passerellidae. Gene Ontology annotation, biological process: positive regulation of neuron differentiation; negative regulation of Notch signaling pathway.